Molecule: messenger RNA, 669 nt
Organism: Parnassius mnemosyne (clouded apollo)
Lineage: Eukaryota; Metazoa; Arthropoda; Insecta; Lepidoptera; Papilionidae
Source: the annotation of a GenBank genome assembly
AUGAACUCGAAUCCCAUUUUGAAGAAAAUGAAAGCAUAUGGCAUCGGACACCGUAAACUUCACGACGAGCUAUUUGUGGGGGAUAAACCGCCCGCUCGGUUAGGUGUGUACGACAUCGAUGAAGAAGACUUGUGCCAUGAAGUUAUCCCAACGGUAUGCAACGUCACCGGUUGCACAUUCGUCGCGGACUCACUGCUUGAAUUCGAGAAUCACUAUAACGCGUGCCACAGAUAUGCUUGUGGUCAAUGUAAGAAGAUGUUACCUUCGCCUCAUCUCCUCGAUCUGCAUCUGCAGGAGAAACACGAUUCUUUUUUCGCAGUUAUGGCCGCCAAGAAACCUUCGUAUUGCUGUUACAUAGAAGAGUGUAAAGAAAAAUUUAAAAACACAGAUGAGCGCUUAGACCACUGUGUGAAAGUUCACAAACUACCAAAAGAUUUUAGAUUUGAUCAGAAACCCAAAACUCCAAAAUUUACCAAUAAACCAGAUUUGUCUAUGGAUGUUGACGUAGCAACUAGUAAGCCAUUAGAAAAUAAAAAGUUUUCAUUUAGUAACAGUAAGCAAAAGGCAUUUUCAAAGAAUUGUAAAAAGUCAACAGUGGAUAACACAAAUCUCAAUUCAAUGAAUAUGGAUGAUGAAGUGCCAGAUAUGGAGAAAAAUUUGUCCACAUAG